This is a messenger RNA of Apis dorsata (giant honeybee), 839 nucleotides long. RefSeq lists its product as uncharacterized. The transcript has 2 exons. The record is from RefSeq and is a predicted model, not a curated record. NCBI's taxonomy places the organism in Eukaryota, Metazoa, Arthropoda, Insecta, Hymenoptera, Apidae. The coding region runs from base 262 to 582 and encodes 106 amino acids.
UCAUUAAAAAUUAUAAGCAUAAAAUGUGCUUAUUACUUUCUUUAUAUAAAAAUUCUUUAAAUAGAAUUCUUUACAUGUGAAAAAAAAUUAAAUUAAUAUUUCCAUGAAAGAUAAUUUCAAUAAAAUUAUAUUAGUACACCAAAGGGUAUUAAUCAUACUUCACCUUCAUCCAUCAUCUCAAUCGAAGUAUGUCAAAUUUAAUCGCAUUUCAUCUAUAUUCAUAUCAUUCUUUAAAAAAAAUUUCAAUUUAAUCAUACCAAGAUGUUAAUCAUAUUUUAUCAAUUUCAUUCCUUAAAAUUACAUUCAUUGACAUUGUUCAAAGCUAUAACAUCUCUUCCAUUAAUUCCUUUUAUAAUUCAUAUCUUUUAUUUUUCAGGAAUCUUAUUUUAUCCCAUCUCGACACAUACAAGUAAAAUUCAAAUUAAUCGUCGAGAGAGUAACCUGAUGUUUACGAAAGUAAGCAAAUACCACAAAUACGACCAGCUAUACGGUAGAUUACUUCCAAUUGGGUGCAACAAGCAUGUCCAGUUAAAUAUACCGAGAUCUCUUGUUGAAGUUCAUCCAGCGCUAUUCAGAAAAUGAAAAAGAGAAAUGGAAAGUGUCUAUGCGAAACACUAUUCCGUGCCUCUUGUUAAAUGCUGGAAUUGACGAUUUCGCUUGGGAAUACUACAAAGAAAUUCAACGCUGUAAUCAACACGAAUUUUCGAUAGAAACAUACGCUUUGAUUAAAAAGAGAGAAAAUGAGAGCUUAUUGUAGAAACAGCUAGUGCUACAGCUAGUCUCUGAAAAAGAAAUUUUAACAAAUUAAAUAAUUAAAAUUUUAACAAAAGUAUUUUAUC